Messenger RNA from Cyprinodon tularosa, 1925 nucleotides. It is a transcript of the gene ncaph2, whose product is annotated as non-SMC condensin II complex, subunit H2. Lineage: Eukaryota; Metazoa; Chordata; Actinopteri; Cyprinodontiformes; Cyprinodontidae. The coding region runs from base 115 to 1848 and encodes 577 amino acids. The transcript has 20 exons. Gene Ontology annotation, molecular function: chromatin binding. Gene Ontology annotation, biological process: mitotic sister chromatid separation; meiotic chromosome condensation. The record is from RefSeq and is a predicted model, not a curated record. Gene Ontology annotation, cellular component: nucleus; condensin complex.
CCUAAAGAGAAGAAGAAGAAGAAAGAGGCGGCACCUCGACACCAAUACAAACCAAAGAAGAAGAGAUUGGGCGCGGGUUGUUUGAGUUUCGGUGUGGGAAGCAGUUCUCCCGUCAUGGAGUCCACAGAGAAUAGGUAUGCCCACCUGCUGCAGCCAAUCAGAGAGCUCACCAAGAACUGGGACAUCGACGUGGCGUCUGAGCUCAACGACUACCUAGAGGAGCUGGAUGAGAUGUGCAUCACCUUCGAUGGAGGGAAAACCAGGCUGAACUUUGCAGAAGCUGCGCUGCUCAUUCAGGGAUCCACCUGCAUUUACAGCAAGAAGGUUGAGCUUCUUCACACCCUGGUUUACCAAACGCUGGAGUACAUCAAUGACAAGAACAAGAAGCGGAGCAAAGAGGCGGCGGAGGCUCAGAACGGCGCUGCAGGGGAAACGCAGACGAGCUACGAUGACGACGACGCGUCUUUCACUGCUCUGGACCUGGAGGUGCGUGACUCGUUCCAGAGGUCGGACAACAGCACGAGCGUCAGGAUCGUUCCUCUUCCUCCUGAAUCGCUGAUUCCUCCUGAAACCCAGGAGAAGAACAAGCUGCCUCUCAUCAGUGUGAAGGGCGAGGUGGUGUGCAGCCAGAAGGACUUCAGGAUGAACCUGUUCAUCCCAGGAUCGAAGGACUUGAUCCUGCUAAUUCCUCGAUCGACCGCGUCUUCCAGUUUCCUGCUGGAUCAGCACCUUGAACCCUUCGCCACACAGCAUCCAGCUGAAGCUCCGGCCGCCUUCGAUCAAGACGAUGACGGCGCAGCCGACGCUGCUGAGAACUUCCUUCCUGUCGAGGACAUGGAACAGGAACCAGAGGAACAUGUGGAGCGCCAACAGACCUCAGCUCCAAGUGACGGCCGGAUGAUCCGGGAGAGACGGAAUGUGGAGAAGCAGACGGAGGAGAUGAUCCCAGCUGCUGAGGACGCCUGGAGUCUCCAUGAUCCCUACUCUGUCUUGAAAGCAGACGAGCCCUUAAAAGCAGGAAAGUACUACAAAGUUCCCGAUGGCCUCGAUGAUGGAGGGAAGAGGAAGAGGAAGCGAGCGGCACCCCUGCAGGACUUCAGGAGCUGGUUCAGAGGAGCCUUCAAUCAACCAGUGGUGAAGCUGAAGGUCGGGCCCACGUUCCUAGACCUCAACUACAUCUACCAGAGCACCAUCAAGGACAAAGUGAGGAGACAGAGGAGGAUCUGCAGGCGAGUGGGGUUGGGAACGUCGGAAAAGGAGCUGAAGAGGACCUUCCUGCAGCCAGAGGAGGCGGAGCCUGUGGAGGACUUCAGAUGUGCCGAGUUGCUGGGUGCCGACAACGACGACUCGGACAUGGAACCUGACGGGUUUCCUGAUGACAUUCCUGCAGAGUUUGCCGGAGCUCCAGACUUCAGCCCUGCAGAGGCUCAGAAGGACAAUCUGACGUACGAAGACUUGGUGAUGCUCCGGGUUGAGCAGAUGGUGGUGAACAGUCAGGGCUACGCCCAGGAGACGGCUCUAUCCCGCAGAGUCAAGGAGUGGGAGGAAAAGAUCCGGCCUGAGCUGGCGCUGCAGGAGGAACGCCCCCCGUUUGACAUCCACGACUACGGCGAGCGGAUCGUCAGAGAGCUCGGCGACGUCGGCCGGCGGCGGUUGUUCGCUUCCAUCGUUAGUGGUUUGGACAACAUGGAGGCCUGCAAGUACAUGCUGGCUUCGCUGCAGCUGGCCAACGACUACACGGUGGAGAUCGACAGCACCGUGGGUCUGGAGGGCGUGGACACCAUGGCCCUGACCCUGCUCAGCACCCAGAGGGCCACGGACCGCUUCCACACCUUGUCUGGGCUGUGAGACGGCGCCAUCCAACUUUAACAGAACCCCUUCUUUCUCUUUUCAUAAUUCUAAUAAAACAUUCACUUUAUUUCGUA